Molecule: messenger RNA, 835 nt
Organism: Electrophorus electricus (electric eel)
Lineage: Eukaryota; Metazoa; Chordata; Actinopteri; Gymnotiformes; Gymnotidae
Gene: lepb
Product: leptin b
Biological process (GO): signal transduction
Cellular component (GO): extracellular region
Molecular function (GO): hormone activity
Source: RefSeq, a predicted model, not a curated record
AUGCAUUCUGCAGUGGCUCUCUCCUGUAUCGUAAUGGCAGCUGUAUUGGCCCUAGUAGUCUGCCAUCCCACUGCCGACAUGGUCUGCAUCAUAGCAAAAACCUCUGUGAGCAGAAUCAAGAGGAUCAAAGAAGAGUAUUUUCAGAUGUCCCCAGAUAUUGACUUUGACCGUGACCAUGACACACCUAUUCAGGGAUUGACCUCCAUUCUGACACAUCUUGGCAACCUGCAGGUGAGGCUCAAGGUUUACCCAGCCCACUACCUGAGGCAGCUCCAGCUGGAUCUGGAGGUUAUGAUCACUUACCUGGAGAGUUUGGCUGUGUCUCUAAGAUGCUCCCUGCCCAAGCCUAUGACUAUCCUGCACAAGCAUGACACGACCUUUCCCAUCACUUCCAGCUACUUGUGUCUGCUGGAACUCCAGAGUUACAUGGAGAGAUUUUGCCUCAACCUGGAUAAGUUACACUAUUGCUAAGAAUCAAACCUAGCCACACACAUGUGAAACUUCAGAAAUGCUCAAGCAUGCAAACACACCACACAGGAUUAGUUCUCUAAAUUGUGAAUUUAGACUGCUCAGUCUUUUUAAUGCCUUUUGCUUUAUACGUUACAUUCUCAACUUCCUUCUGAUAUUUUAGAUUUGAAAAAUAUCACAGUGCUUACAUAUGAACUAUUGCAUUACUUGCCUUUUGUGGCUAUUUUAAAUGUGUUUUUAAUUAGGGAUUUUUAAAGGGUUUCUCAACUCUGUUUUGCCUAAUAUUUGUCUGUUUGUUCACAGUAUAAAUGAACUUUAAUUGUUUAAAACGUUUUAGCGCUAUAAUUUAACUGAACAAUUUUUAAUG